AGCCGGAAGUGGGGCCUGUGAGGUCCUAGGGCGCUACGGAAGCGGCCUGAGGGGGCCGAGGGGGCGUGAACGGUUGUAGGCCGGCCGGUGGUCGCUGGCAUGGCCGAGGCCAGGAAGCGGCGAGAGCUGCUACCCCUGAUCUACCAGCAUCUGCUACAGGCGGGCUACGUCCGCGCGGCGCGGGAGGUGAAGGAGCAGAGCGGUCAGAAGAGUUUUCCAACUCAACCUGUUACCCUUCUGGAUAUCUACACACACUGGCAACAGUCCUCAGAGCUGGGCCAGAAGCAGAAAGCAGAGAAUGAUGCUGCUCUGCAAGCCAAGAAGUCCCGAGUGUCAGACCCCAUUAGCAGCUCAGAGAGCUCUGAGGAAGAAGAGGAAGCAGAGGCGGAAACUGCCAAAGCCACCCCAAGACCAACACCUGCCAACUCCUCAGCUGUGGCUGCAGAUUUGCCAUCAAGCAUGAAGGAAAAGGCCCAGGCAAAGACCAAGAAAGCCAGCCAAAUGGUGAACUCUGUGUUGUGUCCUGCCUCAGGAAAGUCAGCAGUCCACCUGCUCUCUGGAAAAUCACCCAAGAAGUUAGCAGAGCCCUCAGCAAACACUGUUUUGGUCUCAGAAACUGAGGAGGAGGGCAGCGUCCAAGCCCUCGGAGCCACUGCAAACCCUGGGAUGCUGUCAGCAGGCCAGGUCAGCAGCUCCAGUGAGGACACCUCCAGCUCAAGUGAUGAGACAGAUGUUGAGGUAAAACCCUCAAUAAAACCAGCCCACACCAAAGCCUUGCCCACCCCUGCCAAGGAGCAUCCAGCAGUCCCAGGCCCUGGCAAGUUGGGAGAUGUGACACCCCAACUCCGAGGAGGCACCCUGACUGCAGCAGGGAGGACUGCAGACCAAGAAGAGGAGUCUGAGAGCAGUGAAGAUGACUCUGAGAGUGAAGACGAGGCCCCUGCUGGGGUACCUACCCAGGUCAGAGCUGCCUCAAUCUCUGCCAAGGUGAUACCUGGGAAAGGGAAUAUGUCAACACCCGUCAGCAAGCCUGGGCCCAUAGCCACCCAGGCCAAGGCAGGGAGGCCAGAGCAGGAUGUGGAGAGCAGCAGUGAGGAUGAUUCUGACAGUGAGGAGGAGGUGACAACUACUUUGACCACUUCUCAGGCAAGGCCCUUGGGAAAGACCCCUCAGGUCAAAGGUGCCUUAGCCCCUGCCAAGCAGUCCUCCCAGAAAGGGGCUCUUCCAACCAUCCCUGGGAAGACAGGGCCUGCAGCAGCCCAGACCAAGAGGCCUGAGGACUCAGACAGCAGCAGUGAGGAGUCGGACAGUGACAACAGGAAGACACCAGCAGCUGCAACCCAAACCCCCAGCCCCGCCCAGGUGAAACCCUUAGGGAAAACCCCCCAGGUUAGACCUGCCUCCACUGUAGGCCUGGGGUCAUCGGGAAAAGGUACCCACAUGGCCCCUGCUGGCAAGGCAGGCUCAGCAGCUCCCUGGGCCCAGGUGGGUAAGUUAGAAGAGAACUUGGAGAGCAGCAGUGAGGAAGAGGAGGAAUCAGGCAAUGAGGGGGCUGUGACCCCAGCCCAGGCAAAGCCUAUGGAAAAGAUUCUCCCAGUCAGACCUGCCUCAGGUCCUAGCAAGGAGCCCUUGGGGAAAGCAGCUGCCCCUAUACUCCCUCACAAGGUGGAACCUGUGGCCACCCAGGUCAAGGCUGAAAGGUCCAAGGAAGACUCAGAGAGCACUGAGGAGUCAACAGACAGUGAGGAGGAGACAGCACCAGCAGCCACUGCUCCAGCUCAGACCAAAUCAAUUCUAGAAAAGAAGACGAAGACUUCCCCUAGGAAGCGUACUCCCACAGCCCCUGCAUCUACUGUGGUCGCCCCUGUGCAAGUGGGUACUCCAGCCCCUUGGAAAGCAAGAACAGCACCUUCUCAAGCCAGCCUGUCAUCCCCAGCUUUGGCUAGGGGCAUCCAGAGGCCAGAGGUAGACUCUUCAAGUGAGUCUUUAAGCGAGUCAGAGUCAGAAGCAGCUGUUCCUGCCUCUGUGGGGGCACAGGGGAAACCUAUGGGGAAAGGUCCCCAAGGGAGAGCUGCCUUGGCACAAGGGAUAACUCCUGUACCCCCUGGGAGGUCAGGGCCUGAAGUUUCCCAGGUCAGAGCUAAGGCUCAGGAAAACUCCCAGAGCAGUGAGGAGGAAUCCAGCAGUGAGGAGGAGGUCGAGACCCCAGUGCAGGCCAAGCCCUUGGGGAAACUUCCUCAGGCCAAGGCCAGCCCAUCUCCCACCAAGGUUUCUUCAGUCAAAGAACCAACUUCUACGCCUGGAAAAGCUGCCGGUGUAGUUGCACCAGCCAAACAGGGGACCCUAUCCAAGGGAAAGCCACCUGUGAGAGCCCCACAGAGCAGUGCUAUCUCUGCAAGGAACCAGGCAUCUGUACCACCUGUGGGAAAAACAGGGGCUGCAGCAGCCCCAGCACAGAAGGGAUCCCUGGCUGGAACAGAGAAGGACUCAGAAAGCAGCAGCGAAGAGUCUGACAGUGAAGAAGAGAUGCCAGCCCAGGCAAAGCCCGUGGUGAAGACCUCUCAGAUCAGAGCUGCUUCAGCCCCUGCCAAGGAGUCCCCCCAGAAAGGAGCCCAUCUGGGACCCUCCAGGAAGAAAGGGUCAGCUGCCCAGGCCCAGACAAGGAAGCCAGAGGACUCAGAGAGCAGCAGUGAGGAAUCUGAUAGUGACAGAGAGAUGCCAACAGCCAUUACCCCAGCCCGGGAUGGUAAAGCUGCUAGAAGCAAAGCCCCUGCCCCAGCACCCCCAGAGAAGAACAAAGGAGCCUUGGAAAGCAGUGGUGAGGAGCUGCCAUCUGGCCAGGUGAUUAAAUCCCCUCUGAUUUUUGUCGACCCUAAUCGUAGUCCAGCUGGCCCAGCUGGCCUGGCUGCUACCCCUGCACGAACCCAGGCUAUGAGCGCCCUGAGGAAGGCCCGGGCCUCAGACAGCACUGUCCAGAGCUCCUCCUCUGAAAGCGAGGAUGAGGAUGUGAUCCCUGCUACACAAUCCUCCAUCCCUGCCAUUAGAGCCAAUGUGAUAACUGUGCCUGCUGCCCCAUCAAGGACAGUCCCCCAAGCCAGCAGGAGUAAACAGUCUGUUCAGAUGUCAAAAGGCAAAAAACCCAAGGCAGCAGCCACUCAGGUUGACAGUGCCAUGGGAACACUCCCUGUGACACCUCCCCAGAGCACCCCUAUCCAGUCUAGAGCAACCAACAAGCUCAAAAAUCCCAAACUUCCUGACAAGCAGCAGGCUCCUGCCAGCCACCCCAAAGCCCCUAGGAGCUCAGAUGACAGCGAGGACAGCAGUGACACCUCUUCAGGGAGCGAGGAGGAUCCCAAGGGACCCCAGCUGACCAAGUCAGCUCCCAGGCCAGUAGAUCUAGCCCCCUCCCAGAAGGAGACUGUGGUAGAGGAAACCCCGGCAGAGUCCAGUGAGGAUGAGGUGGUGGCCCCAUCACAGUCUCUCUUCUCAGGUUAUGUGACUCCUGGGUUGACCUUGGCCAAUUCCCAGACUUCAAAUGCCACUCUUAAGCCAGUCUCCAACCCUUUGGUUUCCUCUGUUCCACUCACCAAAAAUGACCAAGAUGGCAAGCAGAAAGCAAAAUCCCAACCUGCAGCACACAUCAUGUCCCCUAAAACAGGUAGAGAAGAAGCCUCUUCAUGCACACCUCAGAAGCGCCGGAAGUCCAAGAAAGACACUGGCUUAGCAGCCUCAGCUGAGGCUCUGCAGAGCAGCAUCACCCAGUGCCUUCUGAAGAUGUCAGUGGACCAGCCCUGGCCACUGAGUAAGGCGCAGGUGCAGGCCUCUGUGGUGAAGGUCCUGACGGAGCUGCUAGAGCAGGAAAAGAAGAAGGCUACUAGUGCUAUCAAGGAGAGCAGCAAGAAGGCCCAGGUGGCCCAGAAGCGGAAGCUGUCAGGGGACCAGCCAGGAGCUGGUGCUCCCAAGAGCAAGAAGAGGAAGCAGCUGGUGGCGGGGGAGGGAGGGGAAGGUGCUGCUUCCCCAGAAAAGGCCUCCAGGACUUCUAAGGGGAAAUCAAAACAAGAUGGAGCAAGAGGUGAUAGCAAGGAAAAGAAGGAGAAGGGGUCUCCUGGCUCCCGAGGGGUCAAGGACAGGCCCAAAAGUGAGUCAAGGAUGAAGGUUGAGGGUGGAGAUCACAAUGAUCCAAAGAGCAAGAAAGAAAAGAAGAAAUCUAAUAAGAAUAAAAAAGACAAGGAAAAGAAGAAGAAAGGAAAAAAGACCUCAGCCAAAGACCCUGACUCACCAUUCCAGAAGAAAAAGAAGAAAAAGAAGAAGACCACUGAACCAGUCCUGUGAAAGCCAAGCACAUAGCACAGAGACUUCUUAACAAAAUGGUGACCAUCCCCAGGCCUCUGACCUCUGCCCAUUGUGGGUUGGGACUGGACUUUCAACUUUACCUCCCUCCACAAAAGAAGAUGGCUGUCCCCAGGGUUUGCUGCUGGCCAAGCCACUGCAGGGGGGGCAGUCCCAGAACACAUCCCUGGGUGCUUCAUAUAAAUGUGUACAGUAUAUAUAUUUUUUUAAGUGACCUGCCUCUUCUCGCUUCAAAUCCAACCUGCCCAAAAGUCUCAGGACCUCUGCCCAUGUUGUGCCGCAGACCCAGCAAGGCCUACUUGUGGCUCAUCAUGAGGCUUUGUCCUAUCAGUUUUCCCAGCCAAGUUUUGGAUUUUUUUUUGUAAGAACCCAAAAUAAAAGACUUAUGAUUAAAA
Molecule: messenger RNA, 4745 nt
Organism: Nannospalax galili (Upper Galilee mountains blind mole rat)
Lineage: Eukaryota; Metazoa; Chordata; Mammalia; Rodentia; Spalacidae
Gene: Tcof1
Product: treacle ribosome biogenesis factor 1
Exons: 26
Coding region: 100-4332 (1410 amino acids)
Molecular function (GO): protein binding
Source: RefSeq, a predicted model, not a curated record